GCGUACCUGUUACAUAGUCCCAGUGUUGUGUUCGAAGAUUGCCAUGGUUGUUUUGCUUGUUUCCUAAAUUAAUCUGUCCAACAACAAUUCCAGUGAGCGAUGAAGAAGACGAAUGCGUUGUCGGUCUCAACCACACGCACUUACAGUUCUCUCUACUUCAAUCCUCUGAACCAGCCCAGCCACUGCCGAAGCUCCAGCACCGACUGUGUCAGAAAAUCUCAGUUUGAAUUUGAAGAUGAACACCCCGACAAAGAAAACCAAGAUUUCAAUGUCAAUGUCAACAAGCCCAAGCCUUUCAGGUCUCUCUCCACUGACAGAAUCUUGAAGCCCACCUCGCUUGAAUUCUGCAUGCAGAUGAACCACUUUCAAUCCUCCCUCAACAUUUGGGACUACUCUGAUUCCGAGUCCGCUCCUGCUUCAUCCUGGUCCACACUGCCCAACAAGUCCUUGAUCUGUAGACCCUUGCCCUUAGAUGUUGGAAGGUGCACAUGUUUUAUUCUGAAGGAGCCAACGCCACCUGGACUAUCAGGGGGCACUUUCUUCUCUCUUUAUACCAAUGAAGGCCAGGGGCGGCAGAACAGGAAGCUGGCCGUGGCCCACCACAAACGGCGGAAUGGGAAGUCUUACUUCGCCGUGGCUCAGAAUGUAAAAGGAUUACUCUCCCAUUCUGAUGAUACUUUUCUUGGCACAGUAACAGCUAACCUCAUCGGCUCAAAAUACUACAUCUGGGAUCAGGGGUAUCGUCAUAAUUCCCGUGGUAAACAACCAAAGCCACCUCUUGCUGUUGUGACCUAUAUACCCACCAUAACAACGUGUACAGGAAGUCACAGAAGCAUGAGAGCGUAUGUACCCAAGCAUCAAUGCAUGCCACUGAAGAACACAAACCAGGUACAACAUAUAAAGGGAUUGCCAAUGAAUUGGGAGGGAAAGGUGGACAAAGUCCAUCAACUGUUCUCAAAGGCUCCACAUUACAACAAGAUUUCAAAGCAAUACGAGCUUGACUUCAGAGAUAAAGGAAAAGCAGGACUCAAAAUCCAAAGAUCGGUUAAAAAUUUCCAGCUAACUUUAGAGGAGAAUGGGAAUCAGACGAUACUGCAGCUGGGGAGGGCAGGAAAAUCAAAAUUCGUCAUGGACUACAGGUACCCUUUGACAGGUUACCAGGCGUUUUGCAUGUGUUUAGCUUCCAUGGAUGCAAAGCUCUGUUGCACAGUGUAAUGGGGAAUUUCUGUUACCAAACUUGGUUCAAUCUCUGAACACCUAGGCAAACAAAACACAACUAGUUAAUAUAGACAGUGUCAGAUGGUGUCGUUUUCCCAAGGAAAUUGAAGAUUUUGCCGGAUUUGUUGUAAUUGGUGUCUCCAAGAUUCAACUCAACUCGGAAGACAAAGAUACCAAGUCACCAAAUCUUCAAACAAAAGAUUCCAAUUUAUAAAUCGUUAUAGUCCCACUUUCAAGUGUUCUGAACAUGCCUAACCUUGUCUCUCUGAAGCAUUUAUGAUUUAUCUAAUCUAAUGCCGAAAAUCCAUUUUGUCUCUGA
This is a messenger RNA of Vigna unguiculata (cowpea), 1537 nucleotides long. It is a transcript of the gene TLP8, whose product is annotated as tubby like protein 8. The record is from RefSeq and is a predicted model, not a curated record. NCBI's taxonomy places the organism in Eukaryota, Viridiplantae, Streptophyta, Magnoliopsida, Fabales, Fabaceae.